Molecule: messenger RNA, 1229 nt
Organism: Pseudogymnoascus verrucosus
Lineage: Eukaryota; Fungi; Ascomycota; Leotiomycetes; Thelebolales; Thelebolaceae
Gene: GRX4
Product: monothiol glutaredoxin grx4
Exons: 2
Coding region: 217-1038 (273 amino acids)
Molecular function (GO): 2 iron, 2 sulfur cluster binding
Source: RefSeq, a predicted model, not a curated record
AAUAUUAAUCAGCGACCACGAUCAGAUAAACAUCUCCGAGGGCAGAACAGCAUCAACUCUACGAACGAGUCCCCUCUUCGCAUCUACAGAAUCAAAUCGAAUAUCCGAAACAGCAUACGCAACCCCUCAUCGCAUCAAGUAGAGCUCGUCGGUUGAGCGUGCGAAUUUACCCCACCAUUUACACACACCACCAAAACACCCACCUCACAGCCUACCAUGUCGAAAAUCCUCGAAGUCACCUCCGAAGAUGAGUUCAACACGCACGUCACGACUCUCGACCCAACGACCCUCCUGGUCCUCUCCUUCCAUACCCCCUGGGCCGCACCAUGCGCGCAGAUGAACACCGUGCUCGCGACCCUCGCAGCGUCUUACCCCGCCACCACCCCACCACGCACCCUCUGGCUCUCCGUCAACGCUGAGGAACUCCCUGACGUGAGCGACGCAUACGACGUGACCGCUGUGCCAUUCUUGGUGCUCGCACGCGCAGGCGCAACACUCGAGACCGUAUCGGGGAGCGAUGCGGGGAAGGUGCGUGCGGCAAUUGAGCGACACGCUGCUGGUGGGGAGGGCAAGGCUGAGGAUGUGGUGAUACCACCAAAGCAAGAUGUCACUUAUCGUGAUACUACGGGGCCAGCACCACGGGUUGAUGCGGCAGGUGUUGCAGGCGGAGAGAAGGAUGCGGAUGCGAAUGGGACGGCUGUUGCGUCGGGAGAGGGGAAGGAGGACCUGAAUAAGAGGCUGGGGGAGCUGGUGAAGGCGGCGCCGGUUAUGUUGUUCAUGAAGGGGACGCCAAGCGCGCCACAGUGCGGAUUCAGUCGGCAGUUGGUUGCGCUGCUGAGAGAGAACUCGGUGCGAUAUGGGUUCUUCAAUAUCUUGGCGGAUGAUGAGGUGAGGCAGGGCUUGAAGGAGUUUGCGGACUGGCCGACGUUCCCACAGUUGUGGGUUGGGGGAGAGCUGGUGGGUGGGUUGGAUAUUAUCAAGGAAGAGAUUGCAAACGACCCGGAUUUCUUGAAGGAGUACGCGGUCGUCAAGGCCUGAAUAGGGAGUAUGGGAUGAUGAUAGUAGACACAACUUCACGGUUAUUUGAUUGAGGAGAAUCAACUCGGCGGUCGUGACUGGCGGCUUCGCGGUGGGAUAGGCCUAGCAGCUCGACAUUUACAAUGCAGAUAGACUGCGAUUGCAUGUAGUAUGCAAUGAUUUUAUGAUAUCAAACCCUGCGAUCAGAUACC